Molecule: messenger RNA, 1203 nt
Organism: Papilio polytes (common Mormon)
Lineage: Eukaryota; Metazoa; Arthropoda; Insecta; Lepidoptera; Papilionidae
Product: odorant receptor Or1-like
Exons: 8
Coding region: 1-1203 (400 amino acids)
Biological process (GO): sensory perception of smell; detection of chemical stimulus involved in sensory perception of smell
Cellular component (GO): plasma membrane
Molecular function (GO): olfactory receptor activity; odorant binding
Source: RefSeq, a predicted model, not a curated record
AUGUACAGUAGUUUCGAUGCUUUCAAGCCGCAUUUUAAUGCUUUGGCAAGAGUUGGAUAUUUUAAAAUGGUUUUUAAGUCGUCGUCUAAAUAUAAGCAAACCUUGAACAUGUAUUACCGUAGUGUUGUUUGGUUUCUUGUCAUUUUAUAUAAUUUGCAACAUGUAUUACGUGUAAUUCAGGUCCGGAAUAGCACCCAUGAAAUUGUGAACACCUUAUUCAUUCUUCUUACAACCUUAAACUCAUUGGGCAAGCAAGUCGCAUUCAAUGUCCGGACGGCGCGCAUCGACCGCGUCAUUCAAACAAUUAACGGGUCCCUUUUUGCCCCGGGUAACAAAUACCAAGAUGACGUCAUGAGGCACAACGCUACGUCCAUGCUACGACUGCUACGCAUGUACCAUUGUGCGAUAUUCCUCUGUGCGCUCAUGUGGACGAUAUUCCCCGUUGUCAACCGCGCUCUGGGUGAAGAUGUUCAGUUCACUGGAUAUUUCCCAUUCGACACCACUGACACGCUUGUGUUUGCAUUGACGCUAACUUACAUGUCCAUAUUAAUAACACUGCAAGCGUACGGCAACGUCACAAUUGAUUGUACUAUUGUUGCAUUUUAUGCUCAAGCUAAAACGCAAAUCAAAAUGUUAAGAUAUAAUUUAGAGCAUUUAGCAGAUACACAAAGAGAAAUUAACGAAGAUUACAAUGACAUAAUUAAAAACUACAAGGAUGUGGAAAGUAUAAGAUUUAAUACAUUAUUUCAAAAGAAAUUAGUAAGCUGUGUUAAACAUCAUCAACAGAUUUUAUGGUUUGUUAAAGAAGUACAGUCAAUAUUUGCGGAAGCGAUGGUCGUUCAAUUCUUCGUAAUGGCAUGGGUCAUCUGUAUGACUGUUUAUAAGAUAGUUGGGCUGAGUGUACUAUCAGCUGAGUUUUUCUCGAUGGCCAUGUAUUUGGGAUGUAUGCUCGCACAACUGUUUAUUUACUGCUUCUAUGGAACUCAACUUAAGUAUGAAAGUGAAGGUGUAAAUCAAUCAAUUUACGACAGUGAGUGGCUGUCGAUAACCCCGUGUGCGCGGCGUUACCUGCUCAUUCUGAUGGUCCGGUGCUCGCGCCCCCUUGCACCGAGCAUCGCUUACAUUAUCCCCAUGUCUAUCGAUACUUACAUCUCUAUUCUCAAAUCGUCAUAUACAUUAUUUACAUUCUUGGAUCGAAAAUAA